GACGACCUUUGAACGAAUCUUAAGUGACCUUGUAAAAUAGUCGGUCUCUUGAGCCACAAUAAAGUUGCGAAAACUCUCAACCUCGGCCUCAUGGCUUCGCUAUUGUUUGUCUGUACUCUAGUUGUGUAAGCUUGUCAUUUUUAUUACGCAUAACCCUACAAUACUCAUACCACUGAACAUCCGAAGCUUUAGUAACAUCUGUGAUUAUUGCAGCCAGUGUUACUGGCAUUAUCAUAAUUCGUUUCAGUCUUAAUCUGGGUCGAGCGAUAAAGGUUCCUAUUCUAGCAGACGUCUUCCUCCAACAUGGUACAUCGACGGACAACAUCACGGUAGUUUUCACAAGGUCUACUAGUCAUUUGAUUGCCACAAUUACAAAUAAAAAAACUUCUUAGUAGUCCCAUUUGUUGAAGAUGCUUAUUUAUCUUUUCUUCUCUAAAAUCCACUGUAAUCCGACUGUACAUGAGCACCAGGUACUAAAAUCGGCGCUGUGAUCUUGAAAUCCUUCAAACACUUCUGAUUGGCUCGUCCAUAAAUUAUAGUCUCGCUAAAACGUGCCCCAAAACUUAAAUUUUAAAUAUUAUCUAAUAAAUGGGUUACUAAUAUUAGUGAUUUUUCUUAGAAUCAUGAAAUUCAACUGUAAACCUUGAAAUGCCCCCGAAUGCCCUGGUGGUUUGCUUUUUUAUCAUUUUUCGCCGAGCCCUAUGUACUUGAAUUGGUCUUUCUCACAUAGUAAGUAUUUUUACUAGUAAACAAAAAUGGAUGAAAUCGUCACUUAUGAAUCCUCCUCCUCUGAUGACGAGAUUUCCAAACAAGAUACUGCUCCAACACAACUUUUAAAAAGUAGUUUAAUUAAAUCAAUCGAUGUUGCACCAGUUGUGGAGCACAAGGAUGAGUUUCUAUCUAUUGUGCCUGUAGAUCCACAAUCUAAUGAACUUAUUCAUAAUCCUACUUAUGAAGAAUUAUUUGCACCAUCUUUCGGUCCAGUCAAUCCUUUUAAAUCUGAAAAACAAUUAGCUCCUAAAAAUACUUUAACUGGAUAUGUCGAAGAGGCUCACGUUAAUAAGUUUGCUUUUGAAAACCAGCAUAGAACUUUUAUGACUUAUGGUUACGCAGAAGAUCCUUCUGUUGAGGGAGGUGCUGAUCGACGUUUAGUUGGAGAGCCAGAAAGUAUGGUGGAAAACGAAGGAAAAACUGCCUGUGAAAAGCGCCAGAAACGUAAAGGUGAUUUGCGUAAACGUGAUAGUAAUUGGGAUCCAACAAGUGAAGAUUAUACUGGACCAUGGGCUAAAUAUAAAGAUGAAGUAACUGUUUCGGUUCCUUCUGAAGAGGAUCGUGUUUAUUUGGAAGCAUAUUUAGCAAAGAAAGCCAGCAAGAGAAAAGUUGUUGAAGAAGCUCCAGUUGAAGAAAAAUCUACACUGCAUAUACCAACACCAUAUGAUUAUCAGGGUAGAAAUUUCUUGCAUGCACCACAUGAUAUACCAAAUGUGAAUUUACGAGCAACUGAUCCACCAGAACGAUGCUUCUUACCUAAAAGACAAAUUCAUGAAUGGAUUAGUGCACAUGCACGUGGUGUUGCAGCAAUUCGCCUCUUCCCUAAAACUGGUCACUUAAUGUUAUCUGCUGGAAUGGAUUCAAAGGUUAAGCUUUGGGAAUUAUAUAAAGAACGUCGAUUAAUUCGUAGUUAUAUGGGUCAUCGUCAAGCUGUUCGUGAUGUAUCAUUUAAUAGUGAUGGUACAGCAUUUUUAAGUGCAUCUUAUGAUCGUUAUGUUAAAUUAUGGGAUACAGAAAGUGGUAAAUGUACAAAUCAAUUCAAUUUAAAACGUGUUGCUUAUUGUGUACAAUUUAAUCCAGAUGAAGAUAAACAACAUUUAUUUUUGGUUGGUUGUGCUGAUAAGAAAAUAUUAUGCUAUGAUGCACGUAGUGGUGAAGUGGUCCAACAGUAUGAUCGUCAUUUGGGCGCUGUCAAUGCUGUUGCAUUUGUGGAUAAUAAUAGAAGAUUUGUUUCAACAUCUGAUGAUAAAUCGUUACGUGUAUGGGAAUGGGAUAUUCCAGUAGAUUUUAAAUAUCUUGCUGAUCCUUCUUUACAUUCGAUGCCAGCAGUUAGUGUUUCACCGAAUGGUAAAUAUUUAAUUUGUCAAUCACUUGAUAAUCAAUUAGUUGUAUUCAAUAUAUUUGCCGGUUUUAAACGUAUGCGGAAAAAGAUUUUUCGUGGUCAUAUGGUAUCAGGUUAUGCAUGUACUGUAGAUAUGUCACCAGAUAUGCGUUAUGUUAUCUCUGGUGAUGGGGAUGGUUAUUUAUGUUUAUGGGAAUGGAAAACAACUAGAUUAUUAACAAAAUGGAAAGCACAUGAUGGUGUCUGUAUUAAUUGUGCAUGGUUACCACAUGAAACAUCAAAAGUCAUCACUGCUGGUUGGGAUGGUAAUAUACGUCUAUGGGAUUAAUUUCUUGGUGUAUAUGCAUGAAGAGAGCAUUAAUAUUUUUCUACAGAAGUUAAUAUCAGAUUAUAUUAUCCACAUUAAUGUGUACAUAUUUCUCUCCCCCUUGAACUAUCUGUUAUAAAUGUCUUAAAUUAAAAAUAGUUCUUUUUCAAUAAGGCAAUGUAAUUAAUUAAUUGUGACCAUUUAUUUAUUUAUUUAAACACAUA
Molecule: messenger RNA, 2644 nt
Organism: Schistosoma rodhaini
Lineage: Eukaryota; Metazoa; Platyhelminthes; Trematoda; Strigeidida; Schistosomatidae
Source: the annotation of a GenBank genome assembly